AUGGGAGAAGGGGUAGUAGGCGAACCAGAAGAAGAAGUAUUCGAAGACGUUGAGCUAGAUUUGGGAGGGAGAAGGGGAGGGCUUGAAAAGGGAGGGGCAGAGAUCGGAGAGGGGGCAAGAAUCAACAAUGUUAUUUUCGUUGAGGAGGAGGGAGCGAGUCCAGUGAGGGAGGUGUUCGGCGGGGAAGACGCAUUUGACGAGGGAGAGGUGGUCGAUGGCGACGAUGGCAGCGACGAGGGUGCCGGCGGGGGAGAGGAGGGAGAAAAGGGUUUGAGCGAGGUCGUCGAAGUGGCGAUGGUGGAUCUAAGCAUUGGCAAAGGCGGGGUUGUCCAAGCCGAAGAGCUUGGAAUGGGUAGGGAAGGCGAGGGAGAAGAAGUGGCGGGAUUGGUCGGGUGA
Sphenostylis stenocarpa is the source of this 396-nucleotide messenger RNA. The record is from the annotation of a GenBank genome assembly. NCBI's taxonomy places the organism in Eukaryota, Viridiplantae, Streptophyta, Magnoliopsida, Fabales, Fabaceae.